Messenger RNA from Coniophora puteana RWD-64-598 SS2, 1301 nucleotides. Its product is annotated as YjeF domain-containing protein. The transcript is spliced from 6 exons. Lineage: Eukaryota; Fungi; Basidiomycota; Agaricomycetes; Boletales; Coniophoraceae. Gene Ontology annotation, biological process: metabolite repair. The record is from RefSeq and is a predicted model, not a curated record. The coding region runs from base 260 to 1288 and encodes 342 amino acids. Gene Ontology annotation, molecular function: ATP-dependent NAD(P)H-hydrate dehydratase activity.
ACGUUGAACGUCGAAUUUUGGUUGGGCUUUCUGGAUGCACGCGGAGGAUGGAGAUGGACGUGGCUUCAGAUUCAGGGGAAGAAGAAAAGCUGCAUGGCGAGACGCGGUGCACGCGUUCGUCUUGACCACACUCACAUGACAUCAUCCCUUACAUAUCCUUGACUUUAUGAUGUUGUCCCCGGCCUUUUCUCCACGCUUUGUCGCCAGUUCAACUCUCACUCGAUAACCUCUACCAUCUCGCUCAUCAAAGACUACAAGGAUGCCAGUACCGCGAACUAUUCUUGAACAACUCAAGCAAAUCAUUCCCCCACUCGAUGGGACGUUGCACAAGGGACAGUCUGGUCGAGUAGGCGUACUAGGAGGCGCCAAGGACUACACUGGAGCACCGUUCUUCGCAGCCAUAUCUGCUAUGCGGCUAGGUGCCGAUCUCUCGCACGUCAUCUGUGCGCCGACUGCUGCAUCAGCAAUCAAGUCAUACUCCCCAGACCUCAUCGUGCACCCUAUCCUCCGCGAAGAUGCCCCACAUGACACCGUCAAAUCCGAGCUCGACUCCCUCUUCUCGCGCCUGCACGUCCUCGUGAUCGGCCCCGGCCUCGGGCGCGAGCCCUACAUGCAGACCUACGCGCGCCUCGCGCUCUCCCUCGCGCGCUCCAAAGCCAUGUUCCUCGUGCUGGACGCGGACGCGCUCUGGAUGGUCGGGCAGGAUCUGUCGCUGAUCAGGGGGUACCGCCGCGCGGUGCUCACGCCGAACGUCGUCGAGUUUAAGCGGCUGAAGGAGCAGCUCGGGCUCGGGGACGGGGUCGCGAGGGACAGGCAGGCGCUUGAGGUGUCGAGGCGCCUUGGCGGGGUUGUUGUGCUGCAGAAGGGCGCGAGGGAUGUUGUGGCGAUUGAUACGACGGGGGAGGAGGCGAGUUUGGAGGAGAGCAAGGUGGAUGCUGGCGAGGGGGAUAAGGAGGCGACGAGCGAGGCGAUUGAGGUGGAUGUCGAGGGCGGGUUGAAGCGUGCGGGUGGGCAGGGGGAUGUGCUGAGUGGGUCUGUUGGGGCGAUGCUUUCUUGGGCAAAGUGCUACGAAACUGGGGCGUUUGGUGACGGAUCGCUUCCUGUGUCGCGGCUACCGAUUCUUGCUUCGAUCGGUGGCAGCAUGGUGACUCGUACCAGUAGCCGACGAGCAUUCAAGCUGCAAGGCAGAGGCAUGGUGACUGCGGACUUGAUUCCUGAGAUAGGGGGCGCGUUUAGCGAGCUAUUCGGUGAAGAUGCGCAAGGUGGAGAAGGCAAAGGGAAGCUCUGAACGAGGCGCGGUA